GGAACAAGGAUUAGCGAAUGAGAGAGGAGCCGAUGCAAAGGCAAUUACUUCGAAAUGACCCGAAGCCGAACCUGUCAAAAAACAAUCGUGGAUUCACGAGGAAUAUUUUGGUGUUCUUCAUUUAAAACUCAAAUUAUAAAGUAUUGCGAAUACAAACUAAUCACAGAAGAUGCCUUUAUCCAGUAAAAUACAGGAGGACCUCAAUGUAAUAGUUGAGAGGAGUACUUAUUUAAAAUCUUGUCGAAUUAGAACAGGCAGAACCUAUACUUUUGGCAAAAGAGGAGAAGGACAGUUCACCCUAAAUCUAGAUGGAGCAGUUGGGUCUCCCUAUGGUUCAUCGUUUCGGAUGGAGAGAGUCUCAAAUAAACUUUACAAUGUAAAACUCAUAGAGGAUAACGUGGGUUCUCUGAACAUUGUUAAAAGUGGCGGUGAAGACAACAGAGACCUUUGUGAUGAUGGUCGUUCUCAGAAAUUAACACCAGAAGAAAUUAUACAGCUUAAGUCAUCAGGAUUAAGUGGAAGACAAGUUGUGCAGACUAUAACUGAGAAUAGUGCAACAUUCAAGGAAAAGACUGUGUACUCACAAGAAAAAUAUGUAAACAAGAAACACAAAAAAUAUGCAGAAGUUCUAACCAUACAUAAACCUUCCAUACGGCUCUUAAGUAGAAUGUAUUAUCAUCAAGAUCCACUCAAGAUAUCGAAUCUUCGUGUUGACACACUUUCACAACUCCUCUGUUAUGCAAAUAUCCAGCCAGGCGGUAAUUUUGCUGUGUUUGAGUCUGGCACAGCGGGAUUGGUAACUGCGGCCAUGCUACAUAGAAUGGGCACAAGUGGUCAUUUAGUACAUGUCUAUCAUGGUAAUCAUCCACAGAGAGAAGCAGUGGACCUCAUGAAUUUUACCGUACCUGAACUGGAAGUUAUGUCUUUUAUUAAUUUUACAAAAGUUCCGGAUAUAGAGGAGUUCAAAUCAAUAGAGAAUGGUUCUGAAAUACACCAAGAUAAUAAGGAAGAGUCAUUGUCAAAGGAAGAGCAUUGUACAAAGGAAGUAGGUGAAAAUGAAAUUAAUAAUGAAGCAAGUGAUAAAGACACUCAACUUGGCAAACCUAAAGUUUUUGUUAGAAAACAAAUUGAAGAUGUCCAGGUAUCAUUAUCAGUUUUGCAAGAAGGUAUUGAAGGGUUGGUAGUAGCGUGCCGCCAGCAUCCAGUUAACGUCACUACUCAGCUCCUCAAGUUUCUGAAACCUGGACUUCCUUUUGCAAUAUUCUCUCCAUACAAAGAGCCAUUGAUGACAUUGUACUUUGAAGUUAAAUCGCAGAAUUGCACCAAUUUACGACUAAGUGAAACAUGGUUGCGUCAUUAUCAAGUCUUACCUCAGCGAACACAUCCUGAAGUUAAUAUGUCUGGUGGUGGAGGAUACCUUCUUUAUGGAACUCGUAUUUCUAAAGAGUAAAUAUAUUUUUGUAGUUUCACUUCUGUUUCAAUAAAGUUUCCAUUUAAUUUUCA
Messenger RNA from Macrobrachium nipponense, 1503 nucleotides. RefSeq names its product tRNA (adenine(58)-N(1))-methyltransferase non-catalytic subunit TRM6-like (gene Trmt6). The record is from RefSeq and is a predicted model, not a curated record. Gene Ontology annotation, biological process: tRNA methylation. NCBI's taxonomy places the organism in Eukaryota, Metazoa, Arthropoda, Malacostraca, Decapoda, Palaemonidae. The coding region runs from base 170 to 1450 and encodes 426 amino acids. Gene Ontology annotation, cellular component: tRNA (m1A) methyltransferase complex; nucleus. The transcript is spliced from 10 exons.